Uranotaenia lowii is the source of this 2101-nucleotide messenger RNA. RefSeq lists its product as uncharacterized. Gene Ontology annotation, biological process: interstrand cross-link repair; double-strand break repair via synthesis-dependent strand annealing; replication fork reversal. Gene Ontology annotation, molecular function: four-way junction DNA binding; ATP binding; four-way junction helicase activity. The transcript has 2 exons. Lineage: Eukaryota; Metazoa; Arthropoda; Insecta; Diptera; Culicidae. The record is from RefSeq and is a predicted model, not a curated record. Bases 318 to 872 code for a protein of 184 amino acids.
AAAGUAGGCGCGGUGAAGAAGUGGGCACGGAAGGCAAAAUUUUGACAGCCUAUUACAUUGUUUACGUUUUUUGUCAAAGAAAAGCAAUGAAAAGUAUGACCGAAACAGUCGUGCUUUGGUGGUGGUGUUUUAUAUGACGUCACCAUCAACUUGAAUUUAAAUCUUUUGUUUUUGUUUUAGAGUGGCAAACAACAGUGGCUGUUUUUCAAUCUCCUCGAGCAAAAGCCGUGAAGCCGUGAAGUAGUACGGCUGGACGGAUCGAACUAGCAGAACAAAAGGGUAAAGGGUUGGGAAAAACCUUUAUCGCAGCGGUUGUGAUGUACAAUCUAUACCGGUGGUAUCCAACCGGGAAGGUUAUCUUCAUGGCACCGACUAGACCGCUGGUAAAUCAGCAGAUCGAAGCAUGCUACAAGAUCAUGGGUAUUCCCAAGGAAGAUACCGCCGAAAUGACGGGGAAACAGCUGAGGAAGAACCGCUCCGAGCUGUGGCAAACUAAACGGGUGUUCUAUGUUACACCACAGGUCAUCUUAGCGGAUAUCAAUUCUCCGGAACAAAACUUCCCCACCGAUAGUAUCAAACUGGUAGUGAUCGAUGAGGCCCACAAAGCUAAAGGUCGAUACGCUUACACCGAGGUCAUUAAAGCAAUAUCGGCUACCAAUAAGCAGUUUCGUGUGCUAGCCUUGUCAGCAACACCAGGCCGUACCUUGGAGGAUGUGGCCGAGGUUCUACGAAAUCUGCUAAUAUCACACAUCGAAGUUCGAUGGGAAAAUUCUAUUGAUGUUUCGCCGUACACAUUUAAGAAGAACAUUCGAACCGUCGUCAUACCACUUGGUCCCACACUGAGUCAGAUUCAGAUACUGAACGUUUUAUGAAGCCAGCCAUAAAAGUUUUUUUGACAAACCAGAAUGAAACAUACAAUGACCAAAACAGUUUCGUUAUUGAAUCCUUAUCUUCUGCUAACCAUUUUUUUUUUUUAAUUAUUUUUUGAAGGUGCUAUAGAGAUGAAAAAAUGUCAGAAUCAAGCAGAAAUAAUCUAUAAUUUAGAAUAUUUUCUUGUCAGGUCAUAGACAAUUUUGUUUUGAAUUUUCCUAAUAUUUCGUUUGAACUUCCUUUUUGUUUGUUAUAUCUUCUGUAGUCGAAAAAACUGACCACAAUACAAAUUCAAAGUUCAGGCGAUCCUCUCCGUACUACUAGGCAAAAGCUUCAGAUGCCUCUCGUUGGUUUUCCUUUUCAGAUGGAAUUACCAUAUUUAUAACACCAUAUCAGGCUACUAUUUACUUUAUUUUCAUGAUGUUAAAACAUUAUUAGGAUACUGUUUAUUCGAAAAAUCUAUGUUGUCCGGUCAUAGGCGGUGUCCGGCCAUAGACGAGUUCCCCCUACACCUAUAAAAAUAAUAUUUGGCGGCAUUUCUAUUCUUGGUAAAUCUCUAGCCUUCGCCCGCCUGAUAUCGAAAUUCAUUGAGGACUAAUUACUAAUUCAUUUCGGUGUAACAUGUGUUUCAAGCGACAGUUCGAUUUGACUCCUAACGUGUGGGUGCUGUAGCCUUGAAUAUCAAGCUCUCCUGAUUCGAUAGGUGUUCCGUGCAGGGCCACUGUUGUCAAGACAUUUGGCUGCAGCAUCACCGUUUGUGGGAAUGCCUCGAAAAAUACCCCUGUUGUUAGUAACCGGAUGUCAGUUACCUGAAGCUCGAAGGGCAGCGGGUUGGUCAGUUUCAAGUUCACCUCGCACACAUCGUGCUGAAUCCAGUUGAACGAUAUUUUACUAUCGUCCUUCGGCUGGCGGCGAUCCAUCGAACUGAAGUGGAUUGGCGUGAAAAGGAACGGUCCACUAUCGGCUUUGGCAACAACAAUCUAGGCAAAGAACAUGUAGGAAUAGUAGAGAAAAUUAUUAUUAGAUGCCAUAUCAAUUAUUGUUCUCAUCAGACUGAUGCAUUGCGUAGGGAUAUGGAAAAUACUAACCUUGAGCGGUUUCAUGUGCGACGGCAAAUCUUUUACCAACAGUUGACUGCACAAGGGUAGAUCUGUCAGAUUCGCGGGCGGUAUGAUGGUUCCAUUUUCCAAUACCAACGGAACCGGUGCACCCUCGCACUGCGAGCUGAGAU